UCUGAGUCUCGGACAGUUCUGUUGAUAUGUCUGCAGACUUGUUGGCCGAGUUUGGGACUAGCGGGCCCAGAACUGCAGAAGAUGCCUCUCAGAUCGGACCAGACAAUACCAUGUUCUACGAUGACGAUGGGGACAACGAUGAAUUCGACUCUUUUGUCGACCCUGAACCUGCGCAUCCAAACGAACCACAAUUCAAUCUGACCAUCCCAAGCGAUGCAAACAUUGAAUCCCUGUAUACUUCUAGGAAAGACUUAUGGCUGCCAAGUGAGCCUGGCGGAGAAGUAUUGUUUGACGUGUCUCUGGAAGCAACGGCCGAUGGAGAAGAUGACUGGGGGGAGUUUGAAGACGCUUCAAAUGCUCCCAGUCAACCCUCUAGUCGACAGCUUAUUGACUUUGGGAAUGAGAGCCAACCUGCGGUCUCACCCAAAUUCAAUGCACAGGCAACCCAAAGCCUGUCGAAUACACCAGCACUUCUUGAUCUUCUUUCAUUAGACGAUAGCCCUACUGUAAACUAUGAUAAGGCUUCCAAAGACACGUCACGUCAACAGCCUUCACAGACUACUCCCAAGAUAAAAUUCGGUCAGAGAGUCGCAGCUAAACAACCGACUCCAAAAAACACUGCGUCUGAGGAUGACUUUUUCGGAGAAUGGGAUGACUUCAAGGAUGGCCACGCGGAGGUACCUCGGCUGAGCAAUAAUCAUAUGCACUCAAAAACACUACAGACGACUUCAGCUACUCCAAACAAACUAAAGCAGGGAAAUACAAGAGUAUUGAACGAACCGCAAAAGAAGUCUGUGCCAGAGGUUGACAUUCGUCCCACCAACAUCCCCCCUCCUUCUAUUAUUUUACAAAUUUUUCCUUCCAUCCUCGACGACUUUCGGAAGCAAGUGAACCAGGGUAAACAGGAACCACUAAAACCUAACCCGGGACUUGUCAUAUACCUUACAUCGACCCUGAAGGCAAUUUCACACGUCAUUGCAGGUCGCACCCUGCGAUGGAAGAGGGACACAAUAUUAAGCCAAAGCAUGAAAAUCGGACCCGCCCGUGCUGGAAAAACGAGUGGGAUGAAGCUAAACUCGGUGAGUAAAGGUGAAUCAAUCAAGGAGGAGCAAGAGGUCGUAGCCGUCAUCGACUCGUGGCGCAAUCAUACUGCUGUGUUCAACGCCCUUAUCCAAUCCUCCGGCGGACGGCCUAUACCCGUAAUCACUGACAAAAGUCGUAUAAAUACUGCCAGCCCAGAGGAUGGGGCACUCAAAGCUUCCCAUGCGUGUGCCUUGUGUGGGCUGAAGCGAGACGAGCGGUUACCCAAGGUCGACGAAGAUGUACAGGAUAGUUUUGGAGAAUGGUGGGCUGAGCAUUGGGGGCAUGCAGACUGCAAGCAGUUCUGGGAAGCUAAUUCUAAGCGUCUCUAUCAACGAUAGAAUUCCGAUUUCAAUAAAUCAAUAAUUAUAGACAGAAUACUAC
Molecule: messenger RNA, 1464 nt
Organism: Talaromyces proteolyticus
Lineage: Eukaryota; Fungi; Ascomycota; Eurotiomycetes; Eurotiales; Trichocomaceae
Exons: 1
Coding region: 27-1421 (464 amino acids)
Source: RefSeq, a predicted model, not a curated record